AUGCCGGAGGGCUGCCUCCCGGGGGACUGCCGGAGGAGCCCCUCCCGAGGAAUCCGGAGGAGCUCCCUGCCGGGGAUAGCCGGAGGACUGCCUGCCGAGGAUACCGGGGGGACGCCUGCCGAGACUUCCGGGGACUGCCUCCCGGGACUUGCCGGGGGCUCCCUGCCGGGACUUCCCGGGAGGGCUCCCCUCCCGAGGAUUCCGGAGGACUCCCUGCCGGGAUAUGCCGGGGGAGCUGCCGCCGAGGUACCCGGAGGAGCUGCCUCCCGGGGGAUAUGCCGGGGGGAGCUCCCUCCGAGGAUAUGCCGAGGAGUGCCUGCCGAGGAUAUCCCGGAGGAGCUCCCUGCCGAGGACUGCCGAGGAGCUGCCUCCGGGGCAUCCCGGGAGGACUCCCCUCCGGGGAUUGCCGGAGGCCCCUCCCGAGGAUAUGCCGGAGGACCGCCUGCCGAGGAUAUGCCGGGGGCUGCCCCCGAGGCACGCCGGAGGAGCUGCCUCCCGAGGAUUUCCCGGGAAGCUGCCGCCGAGGCACCCGGAGGACUGCCCGCCGAGGACCCCCCGAGGAUCCCCUGCCGAGGACACCCCGGAGAAGUAGGGGGUGAGGGACUGUGGAGGAGCAGGUGCCCCCCCGACAGAAGGCGGGACCGUGAUCCCCGGGAGAGUGCGGGUGACGGAAGGGAAGGCCCGGGAGCACAUUCACCAGGGGAAACCCGCAGCGGCCCCGGGUAG
This is a messenger RNA of Penaeus monodon (black tiger shrimp), 726 nucleotides long. Its product is annotated as collagen alpha-2(VIII) chain-like. Lineage: Eukaryota; Metazoa; Arthropoda; Malacostraca; Decapoda; Penaeidae. The transcript has a single exon. The record is from RefSeq and is a predicted model, not a curated record. The coding region runs from base 1 to 726 and encodes 241 amino acids.